Messenger RNA from Cryptomeria japonica (Japanese cedar), 2599 nucleotides. Its product is annotated as patellin-4. NCBI's taxonomy places the organism in Eukaryota, Viridiplantae, Streptophyta, Pinopsida, Cupressales, Cupressaceae. Gene Ontology annotation, molecular function: lipid binding. Bases 304 to 2097 code for a protein of 597 amino acids. The record is from RefSeq and is a predicted model, not a curated record. The transcript has 7 exons.
AAGGGUUAAAGCCUUAAGAGAGGCAAAGUAUUUAGCAGUACACAGCUCCAUUUUGUUUUCUAAAGCUCCGGAAGACACAGAUUUUUUUGCGUCAAACGACGGGAAAUACACAGCGAGGAGCACGAGUUUUGGACGUGUUGUUAAUUGCAAUUGCAGGGCAAAAGAAGGUAGGAGCUUGCAGAAGAGGAUAAAGUAACUCAAAUUUCUUGUGAACGCUCGCGGAGACUGCGAUUUGUUCGUUAAGAGACGUGCUAAAAUAAAGCUUGUAGUGUUAGGGUUCGUUGUUUAAGCUUAAGGUAAUUGAUGGCCGCCAGCACAGAAGAAUCACCUGCACCUGCUGCUGCUACAAACACUACCAUGUCAACUGAAGUAACUGAAACUGUGAAGGAAGUAAUUACUGCUCCUGCACCUGCACCGGUAGCUGAGCCCGAGACUGUAAAAAGCAAAGAAGAAGAGACCAAGGUAGACAGUGGACCUGUUGCCGAAAGCAGUCCAAGCAUGGAACCCCAGGGUGCCUCCUUCAAAGAGGACAGCUACUUUAUAUCGGAACUGAAAGAAUCUGAGAAGAAAGCCUUGCAGGAGCUUAAGCUCCGAGUUGAAGAAGCCUUGAAAAACAAUGAAUUCACUGAACCUCCUCCCAAAGAACCUGAAACCAAAGAGGCGGAAGCUGCCGAGGCCAAAGAAGGAACUAAAGAGGAAUCUAAAGAAGAAGGGGGCAAAGAAACAGAAACAAAGGGUGAAGAGGAUAGCAAAACCCCUGAAACCAAAGUAGAGGAGGUCAAGGGAACAGUGGAAGAAGAAAAAAUUGUAGAAACUAUCACUGAAAUAGAUUGUAAGGUCGGUGAAGAAGACGUUAAAAAGGAAGAGACUGUAGUUACAGUCACUGAAAAGAUCGAAGUACCGGCUCAGGGUGAUGUGCCAAAGCAUGAAGAAACAGUAGUUGUUGAUUCAGUUCCAUUGGCGGAAACAACUGCAGUUGAGGCUGCAGAAACCCCUGUUGAGGUUACUGUUACUAAAGAAACUGUGGAGGUUGAACUUCAACCAGUGGAGGACAUUCACCUAUGGGGGGUCCCUCUUCUCCAUACCCAUGGUGAUGAAAGAACCGAUGUGAUCCUUCUGAAGUUUCUCCGAGCCAGAGAUUUCAAGGUUUCAGAAGCCUUCACCAUGCUCAAGAACACAAUCCUUUGGAGGAAACGCUUCGGUGCUGAUAGUAUUUUGGAAGAGGAUUUUGGUACUGAAUACGAUGGUGUGGCUUACAUGCAUGGGUGUGAUAAGGAAGGGCAUCCAGUGUGCUAUAAUGUUUAUGGGGUUUUCCAGGACAAGGAGACUUACCAGAAGUCAUUCGGUGAUGCUGAGAAAUGUGACCGGUUUCUGCGGUGGAGAAUCCAGUUAUUGGAGAAGGGAAUCCAGCAGCUGAGCUUCAAGCCUGGAGGUGUAAAUGCGAUGGUUCAGAUUACCGACCUUAAGAAUUCACCUGGACCUGCCAAGAAAAAUUUGCGACAAGCUACCCAGAAGGCUUUGGACAUCUUUCAAGACAAUUAUCCAGAGUUAGUUGCUAGGAAGAUCUUUGUGAAUGUACCUUGGUGGUAUGCAGUGUUGUCUGCAAUGAUAUCUCCAUUUCUGACGCAACGAACUAAGAGCAAGUUUGUUGUUGCUCGCCCUGCUAGAGUGACAGAGACUUUAUUCAAGUAUAUUUCACCUGAGUAUGUUCCAGUGCAGUAUGGAGGUCUAAGCAGGGAAAAUGAUGCCGAAUUCUCAGCAGCAGAUGGUGGAGUUUUCGAGCUGUUCAUCAAACCAGCUGCCAAGCAGAUUAUUGAGAUUCCCGUAACAGAGGCUGGAUCUUCACUGGUUUGGGAUAUAAUAGUUGUGGGCUGGGAGGUGACCUAUAGCGAAGAGUUUGUACCUAAUGCAGAAGGUGGUUACACUGUUAUCAUACAGAAAGCGAAGAAAAUGGCCAUUGAUCAAGAACCAGUUCGGAAUUCAUUCAAAAUCAGCGAGGCAGGAAAAGUAAUCUUGACAAUUAACAACACUUCGUCAAAGAAGAAGCGAAUUGUUUACAGAACCAAAGUCAAGAAUGAUCUUCAACAAAUAGCAUGAAAGGAUUUGUGCUGCUUAUUUCUUCUACCCUAUGGAAAGAAAUGGCCAGCUUGUGAUAACAGAUAACACAUUACAGAUUCAUUCAUGUGCAUAUACAUCUUAGCCAUUAUUGCCAUAAGAACAUUUUGGAGUUUAUUUUCAAGCUGUAUUUGCUGCUGGCUUGUGAGUUUUUUUUGUUUUGUCGUAAUACCGUGCCAAAUUACAGGCAUUUGAGACUGAUUUGGCAUAACGCUGUCUCUGUACACCUAUAAAGAUGCAAAUCACAGCCAUCUGGAUAGACAUCUUAUCAUCAUCAUCAUCUUAGUCGUUACCAUUAUCAGUUUGAUCGUGUAAAUUGUCUGUAUAGUGUCUUGGUUUUCCAAUUUGUUACUAGCAAUCUAUCUAUCCGUGAGAUACGAUAGAGAUCUUUCUUGUCUAGUGUCAGGUCCUCAUGUAUUUCAAUUAUUUCCAUUGAUUAUUUGAUUGUGCUACAUUAUUCUAUUGAAAUGAUUUUGUUCUUGAA